Durotheca rogersii is the source of this 1175-nucleotide messenger RNA. Its product is annotated as putative oligomycin sensitivity conferring protein. Bases 218 to 892 code for a protein of 224 amino acids. Gene Ontology annotation, biological process: proton motive force-driven mitochondrial ATP synthesis. The transcript has 3 exons. The record is from RefSeq and is a predicted model, not a curated record. Gene Ontology annotation, molecular function: proton-transporting ATP synthase activity, rotational mechanism. Lineage: Eukaryota; Fungi; Ascomycota; Sordariomycetes; Xylariales; Xylariaceae. Gene Ontology annotation, cellular component: membrane.
ACCGAGGCCCACCUUCCCACUGCCCGCAGCGAGCUCUCAUUGGCAGGUUCGAGUUAGGUCACUUUUCCGGUUCGAUUUCUCGCAGACAAUUCGGAAACGCUCCGUGAUCGAGACAGACAGAGAGCGGGAUCGCGCGACCUCGAAGAACAAGAAGAAGAAAAAACCACAUCCGACAAGCACACACUCCCCCCUCUCCCUCUAUCCCACCCUCGCCGCCAUGCUAUCCCGACAGGCGCUCCGCUCGAUCCGGGCCGCCGCCCCCCAGCGGGUGCUUGCUCGGGCUCCCAUACGCUCCUACGCUGCCGCCGCCCAAGACGUCAAGCCCCCGGUCGCUGUCUUCGGUCUCGACGGCACCUACGCCACCGCUCUGUACACGGCGGCCGCGAAGUCGUCCUCGCUAGAGCCGACGGCGCGCGCCCUCACCACGCUGGGCCAGCUGUGCGCCAAGGAUGCGAAGCUCGUCGCCAUCCUCAGCACCCCGACGCUGACCGACGGCGACAAGAGCGCCAUCGUCACUGAGCUGCAGAAGAACAUUGGUCCCGCCGCCAACGACACUGUCAAGAACUUCCUCGCCACCCUCGCCGCCAACAACCGUCUCGGAAUACUCCAGGGUGUCUGCGAGAAGUUCGGCGAGAUCAUGAGGGCGUCUCGUGGCGAGGUCGAGCUGGUCGUCACCAGCGCCCAGCAACUAGACGGCAAGAUCCUGUCGCGCCUAGAAAACGCCGUUUCCAAGUCGCCGUACGUCGGCCAGGGCAAGAAGCUGAAGGUCACCAACCAGGUCAACCCCGAUAUUAUCGGUGGUUUGGUCGUGGAGAUCGGCGACCGAACAAUCGACCUCUCCGUCUCCUCCAAGAUCGCCAAGAUGAACAAGCUCCUGACCGACACUCUGUAAAAACUAUGAACCCUAACUUUGUCUGCCCCCUCCGCUUGCUUGGAGCGUAGAGCGUGGUCCCUACCUGAAAUACUGGGAGCGCAGGUCGACUUGGGAGGCACCGAGGGAGAUGAGCCGCGGCUCCAUCCAGAUGGGGGGGUCAGUUCGACGUCGCCCCAGAGAUAUAUCAUCGUGUGUAUAAGCCCGUAGAAUAGAGGAAGAGGCAUUCGUCCCACAAAACCUCCCCACCUGUCCAUCCGUCUACUCGUAGUAUCGCCGCCAAUCAAAGAGAAUUGGCCGUCUA